AUGUCGGAUACGAAGGUAAAAGUUGCCGUCCGGGUCCGGCCCAUGAACCGGCGAGAACUGGAACUGAGCACCAAGUGCGUGGUGGAGAUGGAAGGGAACCAGACGGUCCUGCACCCUCCUCCUUCCAACACCAAACAGGGAGAAAGGAAACCUCCCAAGGUAUUUGCCUUUGAUUAUUGCUUUUGGUCCAUGGAUGAAUCUAACACCGCAAAGUAUGCUGGUCAAGAGGUGGUUUUCAAGUGCCUUGGGGAAGGAAUUCUUGAAAAAGCCUUUCAGGGGUAUAACGCUUGUAUUUUUGCAUAUGGACAGACAGGCUCAGGAAAAUCCUUCUCUAUGAUGGGCAAUGCUGAACAGCUGGGCCUCAUCCCAAGGCUCUGCUGUGCUUUAUUUAAAAGGAUCUCUCUGGAGCAAAAUGAGUCACAGACCUUUAAAGUGGAAGUAUCCUAUAUGGAAAUUUAUAAUGAGAAAGUUCGAGAUCUUUUAGACCCCAAAGGGAGUAGACAGUCUCUUAAAGUUCGAGAGCAUAAAGUUUUGGGUCCGUAUGUAGAUGGUUUAUCCCAACUGGCUGUCACUAGUUUUGAGGAUAUUGAGUCACUGAUGUCUGAGGGAAAUAAGUCUCGGACAGUAGCUGCUACCAACAUGAAUGAAGAAAGUAGCCGCUCGCACGCUGUGUUCAACAUCAUUGUCACACAGACGCUUUAUGACUUGCAGUCUGGGAACUCUGGAGAGAAAGUCAGUAAGGUCAGCUUGGUUGACCUGGCUGGAAGCGAAAGAGUGUCUAAAACGGGAGCCGCCGGAGAGCGACUGAAAGAAGGCAGCAACAUUAACAAAUCACUGACAACCUUGGGGUUAGUUAUCUCAUCACUGGCUGACCAGGCAGCUGGCAAGGGUAAAAACAAAUUUGUGCCUUAUCGAGAUUCAGUCCUCACUUGGCUUCUUAAGGACAAUUUGGGAGGCAACAGCCAGACCUCUAUGAUAGCCACCAUUAGCCCAGCAGCAGACAACUAUGAAGAGACCCUCUCUACAUUGCGAUAUGCAGAUCGAGCCAAAAGGAUUGUUAAUCAUGCCGUUGUGAAUGAGGAUCCCAAUGCAAAAGUCAUCCGGGAACUGCGGGAGGAAGUCGAGAAACUGAGAGAGCAGCUCUCGCAGGCUGAGGCUAUGAAGGCCCCUGAACUGAAAGAGAAGCUUGAAGAGUCUGAAAAGCUGAUAAAAGAACUAACAGUGACUUGGGAAGAGAAGCUGAGGAAAACAGAAGAAAUUGCACAGGAGAGACAACGACAACUUGAAAGUAUGGGGAUUUCCCUGGAAACAUCUGGUAUUAAGGUGGGCGAUGACAAGUGCUACCUGGUCAACCUGAAUGCAGACCCUGCUCUCAAUGAACUUCUGGUUUACUAUUUAAAGGACCACACGAGGGUGGGAGCAGACACCUCCCAGGACAUCCAGCUCUUUGGCAUUGGAAUCCAGCCUGAGCACUGCGAGAUUGACAUCGCACCCGAUGGUGACAUCACUCUUACUCCGAAAGAAAAUGCCCGGUCCUGUGUAAAUGGUACCCUCGUGUGCAGUACCACCCAGCUAUGGCACGGUGAUAGAAUCCUGUGGGGAAAUAACCACUUUUUUAGAAUUAAUUUGCCUAAGAGGAAACGGCGAGAUUGGUUGAAAGACUUCGAAAAAGAAACAGGGCCUCCGGAGCAUGACCUGGAUGCAGCCAGUGAAGCUUCUUCGGAACCAGACUAUAACUAUGAAUUUGCACAGAUGGAGGUUAUCAUGAAAACACUGAAUAGUAACGACCCAGUUCAAAAUGUGGUGCAGGUCCUGGAGAAGCAAUACCUGGAGGAGAAGCGGAGUGCGCUCGAGGAGCAGCGGCUCAUGUAUGAGCGGGAGCUGGAGCAGCUCCGCCAGCAGCUCUCCCCGGAGAGGCAGCCCCAGAGCUGCGGCCCUGGCCGCCUGGCCUACAGCCAGACCGCUCAGCAGAAGGUGACCCAGUGGGCAGAGGAGAGGGAUGAACUCUUCCGGCAGAGCCUGGCCAAACUGCGCGAGCAGCUGGUUAAGGCUAACACCUUGGUGAGGGAGGCAAACUUCUUAGCCGAAGAAAUGAGCAAACUCACUGACUACCAGGUGACUCUGCAGAUUCCUGCUACAAACCUCAGUGCUAAUAGAAAGAGAGGAGCAAUAGUGAGUGAGCCAGCUAUUCAAGUGAGGAGGAAAGGAAAAGGCACGCAAGUUUGGACCAUUGAGAAGCUGGAGAAUAGAUUAAUUGAUAUGAGAGACCUUUAUCAAGAAUGGAAGGAAAAAGUUCCUGAGGCAAAGAGACUUUAUGGGAAACGAGGUGACCCCUUCUAUGAAGCCCAAGAGAAUCACAACCUCAUCGGUGUGGCUAAUGUGUUUUUGGAGUGUCUCUAUUGUGAUGUGAAACUUCAAUAUGCAGUCCCUAUCAUCAGCCAGCAGGGGGAGGUUGCAGGGCGUCUCCACGUGGAAGUGAUGCGCGUCACAGGGACUGUCCCAGAGCGCAUGGUGGAAGACGACUCCUCAGAGAACUCCAGCGAGAGUGGGAGUCUUGAAGUCGUAGACAGCAGUGGGGAAGUCAUUCACCGAGUCAAAAAACUGACCUGCCGGGUGAAAAUUAAAGAAGCAACUGGGCUGCCCUUAAACCUCUCGAACUUUGUCUUCUGUCAAUACACAUUCUGGGACCAGUGUGAGUCCACAGUGGCUGCCCCAGUAGUGGACCCAGAGGUACCGUCCCCACAGUCCAAGGAUGCCCAGUACAGCGUGACCUUCUCUCACUGUAAGGACUAUGUGGUGAACAUAACCGAGGAAUUCCUGGAGUUCAUUUCAGAUGGAGCACUGGCCAUUGAAGUGUGGGGCCACCGGUGUGCUGGGAAUGGUAGCUCCAUCUGGGAGGUGGAUUCUCUUCAUGCUAAGACAAGAACGCUGCAUGACAGGUGGAAUGAAGUGACUCGCAGAAUAGAAAUGUGGAUCUCCAUAUUGGAACUGAACGAGCUAGGGGAGUAUGCCGCAGUAGAGCUUCACCAGGCGAAAGACGUCAACACUGGGGGCAUCUUUCAGCUCAGACAGGGUCAUUCCCGGAGAGUGCAAGUCACGGUCAAACCUGUACAGCAUUCAGGGACACUGCCACUUAUGGUUGAAGCCAUCCUGUCAGUAUCUAUUGGUUGUGUGACUGCCCGGUCCACCAAGCUCCAAAGAGGGCUGGACAGUUAUCAGAGAGAUGAUGAGGAUGGUGAUGAUAUGGAUAGUUAUCAGGAAGAAGACUUGAACUGUGUAAGAGAGAGGUGGUCUGAUGCACUCAUUAAGCGGCGAGAAUACUUAGAUGAACAGAUUAAAAAAAUCAGCAAUAAAAAAGAGAAAACCGAGGACGAAGUGGAGCGGGAAGCCAGGCUUGUGGAGCAGUGGGUGGGGCUGACUGAGGAAAGGAAUGCCGUGCUGGUGCCAGCCCCAGGCAGUGGGAUCCCCGGGGCACCUGCCGACUGGAUCCCUCCACCUGGAAUGGAAACCCACAUACCAGUUCUCUUCCUUGAUUUGAACGCGGAUGACCUCAGUGCCAAUGAACAGCUUGUGGGCCCCCAUGCCUCAGGUGUGAACUCCAUCCUGCCCAAGGAGCAUGGCAGCCAGUUUUUCUACCUGCCCAUCAUAAAGCACAGUGAUGAAGAGGUUUCAGCCAUAGCCUCGUGGGACUCCUCGGUGCAUGAUUCUGUUCACUUGAAUAGGGUCACUCCCCAGAAUGAAAGGAUUUACCUGAUAGUGAAGACCACAGUCCAGCUCAGCCACCCGGCUGCUAUGGAGAUAGUGUUACGAAAACGGAUUGCAGCCAAUAUUUACAACAAACAGAGUUUCACCCAGAGUUUGAAGAGGAGAAUGUCAUUGAAAAAUAUAUUUUAUUCCUGCGGUGUAACCUAUGAAAUAGUAUCCAAUAUACCAAAGGCAACAGAGGAGAUUGAGGACCGGGAGACACUGGCCCUCAUGGCAGCAAGGAGUGAAAACGAAGGCACGUCAGAUGGAGAAACGUACAUUGAGAAGUACACACGUGGCGUGCUGCAGGUGGAGAACAUUUUGAGCCUUGAGCGGCUCCGGCAGGCAAUCACAGUCAAAGAAGCACUUUCCACCAAAGCGCGGCACCUGCGGAGGAGCCUCAGCACCCCGAAUGUGCACAAUGUCUCUUCCAGUCGACCAGACCUUUCUGGCUUUGAUGAAGAUGAUAAGGGUUGGCCGGAGAACCAGUUAGACAUGUCUGACUACAGCUCCAGUUACCAAGAUGUAGCGUGUUAUGGGACUUUACCCAGGGAUUCACCUCGAAGGAGUAAAGAAGGUGGUACAUCAGAAAAUCCUCAUGCCUUAACCGUCAGCCCUUUUAAAGCAUUCUCUCCUCAGCCACCAAAGUUUUUCAAGCCCCUAAUGCCUGUGAAAGAGGAGCAUAAGAAAAGGAUAGCUCUUGAAGCAAGACCUCUUCUAAGCCAGGAGGACUCUGAGGAGGAGGACAGUGACCUGGAAGCUCUUAACAGGAAGCUGGCAGGCUCACAGCCUUAUGUACCAGUGGAGUUUGCUGACUUCAGUGUUUACAAUGCCAGCUUGGAAAACAGAGAGUGUUUUUCUUCUAAAGUGGAUUUGACGAACUCCAGGGUCUUGGAGAAAGAAGUAUCCCGUAGCCCUACCACCAGCAGUAUUACCAGUGGCUACUUUUCCCACAGUGCCUCCAAUGCCACCCUGUCCGACCUGGUGGUCUCCUCUAGUGACAGCUCAGAUCAGCUAGCCCUUCCGACGAAAGACACAGACUCCAGUGAGCAUUCUGGACUAUCGCUUGGGCAUGAUCUCAGACCUCCCUCAAACAAAGAGUCGACAGAGCUAGAAAAAGGCUUGGUAAAGGAUAAGAUCAUUAUGGUGCCACUCAAGGAAAACAGUGCCUUAGCCAAAGGGAGCCCAUCGUCCCAAAGUAUCCCUGAGAAAAACUCCAAAAUGCCCUGUAGGACUGGCUCAUGUUCAGAACAAGAUGCCUGCUCCAGCAAGAAUGGCCACGCCACCCGGGAGUUCUGUCCCGGGGAGGUGACCGUGGAGCACACCACAAACGUCCUCGAGGAUCACUCUUUCACAGAGUUCAUGGGAGCGUCAGAUGGGAAUGAUUUCGAUGCUCUGACAGAUUCUGCUGCUGGAGAGAUUGCAAGUAGGAAGAACCUUCCAAAUGAAACGGACAAUGAGAGUGUCUCAGAUGAGCCCCGGGACCCUGGCCAGCCGCAUUCCUUGGCAGAGAAUGACCAGGGGAGCACGACCUCCACUCCGCGGUGA
Molecule: messenger RNA, 5292 nt
Organism: Pipistrellus nathusii (Nathusius's pipistrelle)
Lineage: Eukaryota; Metazoa; Chordata; Mammalia; Chiroptera; Vespertilionidae
Source: the annotation of a GenBank genome assembly